CGAGCACGUGUGGGAGAGGCGUCCUACCGUAAUACUUACUGUAUGCCGCGGGCUGCAUGAGGAAUUCCUACCGUAAUGCCGCUAUAGUGCACGCACAUUACCGCCUCUUUAGUAGCAGUAGUGUGUUAGGGGCGGUAAUGUGGUCCUGUCCUCACUGUGCGGGCGCUGUCCAGCUGUGUGUGAGGGUUUUACCUGCCGGACAGGACGCUGGACUUUAGUUUCGGGGCUGAAUGCAGCGGAGGAUGGAGGAUACAGAAUCCCGGGAACCUCUGGGGAACCCGGAGCCCAAGACAGGGAUGUGGGAGCGUGUGGGCUGCCUGAUUAGAAAGCUCUUCUCAUGGAAUGUGUUUAAGAUCCUCGUCCUGGGACAGAUGUUGUCAUUGUUUAUAUGUGGGACGGCGGUGACUAGUCAGUACCUGGCUGAGAUCUAUAAAGUGGACACUCCGAUGCUGCAGAGCUUCAUCAACUACUGCCUGCUGUUCCUGGUCUAUACUGUCUGGCUGGACUGUGUUGGGAUUCCUGUACUGAUGGCUCUUUCUUGGUUUAUUCUUCGCUCGAGAUACAGAUUGAUCCAUUAUCUCGCUGUUGUGGUAUGUCUGUUGGGUGUUGGGACGAUGGUUGGUGCGGAUGUGUUGGCUGGAAGAGAACAAGGCAAAGCCAGUGACAUGCUAAUUGGGGAUGCCUUGGUUAUUUUGGGUGCCGCUUUGUAUGCGGUUUCCAACGUGUGUGAGGAGUACGUUGUGAAGAACCUGACCAGAGAGGAGUUCCUUGGGAUGCUGGGCCUCUUUGGAACCUUUGUUAGUGGGAUCCAACUCAUGAUCGUGGAAUACAGUGCAAUUGGCGAUAUACAGUGGGACUGGAAAGUGGGCCUGCUGUUUGCUGCCUUUGCCCUGUGUAUGUUCAGUCUCUACAGUCUGAUGCCAGUGGUAAUAAGGAUUUCAAGUGCUACCUCCGUAAAUCUAGGCAUCUUGACCGCUGAUAUGUACAGCCUCUUGUUCGGCCUAUUUUUAUUUGGGUACAACUUCUCUGUGCUGUACAUCAUGGCGUUCGUCGUUAUCAUGGUUGGGUUCAUAAUGUACUGCAGCACUUCCACACACAGUGCCCAAAUCCCAGCGGAGGAGCAGCCCGACGCCCCCGGUGCUAACGACCCUGAGAAAGAGGGCGAGGAGCAGCCGGCCCUUAAUUUACAGUACAUUCCCGAGGAACUCUCAGCAGUGCGCGGCGACUAGACUAGAUUUGUUUUUAAAUUUUUGUGUUGCCUUCUGUACAGGAGACACGGGACACUAUUUUAUAUAACAUAUCCCAAGUUUUAAAACCUAUUCCAAUUAUUUUUAAUACAGACUUUUUAUGGCCGUAUAUAGAUGACAUCUUUUAUAUAGAGAGAGAGACAUUUUUAUUGUGUUUAAAAGUCCAGCGUUUUUGCUGCUGGAUUGUUGAUGAGAGCCUUGUGUCAAGGAAAUGUAAACAGCAGCCUCCUGUGAAGGUCACAUAGCGAAGGAUCCCAGCAGGCUGAUCUCUUUCCAAAAGAUUUCUGCCAGCCUGACUCCUAGCAACAGGCAAAUGGCUUAUCUGUGUACGUCCCUAGGGUUGAAAGUGGCAACUAAAUUGGUGGCACACUCUGUGGUAGUGCAUGCUCCCUGUUAAUUGCACCUGCUACAUUCUGUUCUCUCUCUCUUCAAGUCAAGGAGAUAAAGGGAAAAUGUGAUGUAAGCAGAGACCAGACUCUGUGACAUCAUAUAGAAUUUUCCCGAUGACCUCAAAUGGGAUUGCAGUUGUUUUUAUAUGUAUUUUUAAUUCUUAUUUUAAGAUACAGGGGCAUUUAUGUAAAUAUUUUUUGCUGAUUUCAUCAUACCACCUGCCUACCUGGCACCUUAGUGUUGUGGUGCCAGUUGCAGGCGGUUGAUCCAUAUUGUGCUAAAGAGCAAAGAGGGUGAAGGAGCUGACACUCUUCCCUUCUGCAUGUGCCAAUGUCCCAUCUGCUAACCAAGAAGGGGUAUCGGCAUCUGCAGAUGGAACGUUUAGGGUGUGGCAUCAACAUUUGGAUUGUUGGCCAUGCAAAUGCCAUUUGCACAUCUAAAGCUGUAUUUCAGCAUAAUCUGCUAUGGGACUUAAAGGGGAACUAAAGCCUAACUACAGAAGUAGGUAGAAAUGUUGUACAUUUUGUUUUGGGUUUCUGUACCAGCCCAAGGCAACCUCAGCUCUUUAGCAGUAAAGAUCUGUGUCUCCAAAGAUGCCCCAGUAGCUCCCCAUCUUCUUUUUUGCUGAUUCACUGCACAUGCUCUGUGCUGCUGUCACUUGCUGAGCUUAGGGACCCACUCACAAUAUACAGUACACAUAGAAUAGAAAUGUCACAAUAUAAGGCUGAUUAGUAAUUAAUAUAGAUAAAUACUACAUGGCAGCACAGAAACCAGUGCAAUUAGCAUCAGAAUUUAAUAAUCAGCCCUGUAGCAUCAGCUUAUAUUACAGACCAACCUCAUUUUUCUUCAAAUUGGGGUCAUUGACCUCAUCUAAAAAACAAAUUCUCUGAUUAACACACAGUAACAAUACAUUUGUAGCCUUACAGUGUGUGGUUGCUAGGGUAAUUUGGACCAUAGCAACCAAAUUGCUGAACUUGCAAACUGGAGAGCCGCUGAAUAAAAAAACUAAAUUACUCAAACCACAAAUAAGAAAAAAUAAUCGGCUGCAGAUUUUUGCAGAAUAUCGCUCUCUACAUCAUAUCAAAAGUAAACUUAUAGGUGAACCACCCAUUUAAUGCCCAGUCCUCACCAGCAUGCCAGUGCAGCAAAUGGCUUAUUUUAUUGAUGUUUCUAUUCAUAACAUUUCUUUUAUUAGUCAUGUUGCUUCCAUUUCAGUCUCUCUGGACAUUUGUGAUAUUUUCAUGAAUAGUAUAAGGGAAAUUUCAAGUUUUCCCCUAAACUAGAUGGCUUAAAUUUAUAAUUUAAAAUGUAUUAUAAAUUUAGUUUUUUAUAAUUCAUCAACACUUUUUUGUACUUUGCACCCAGUCCCACAUCCCAUAAAUAAAGUAACUUCUGAUCAGAGACCAAAAAAUGUACUCUGCGCCUUGCAUUAGUACCCAUAUGCACACAUGUUUGUGUCUAUGGGUGCGAAAGACCACAUUUUUUACUUUGCACCUAUUUUUUUCUUUGCAUUUUGCACCCAGUCCCACAUCACAUAAAUAAGCCCAAGUAACUACUGAUCAGAGAUCAAAAUAUGUUUAGUGUAUGUUGCACCCUGUCCUGCAAUAGCACCCAUAGGCACAGGUGUUUGUGUUUCAGAAUGGAGCAUUUUGCACCCCUUAGUGCUCAAACCCUUGUAGCAGUGGAUCUGCUAAAUGACUGUCUAUCCUAAUGCAUGCUGGGAUGUGUAGUCUUUCAAGCGGUAGAACAGGAUAGUAACCGUGUAGUGGUAGCAGGUCAAAGAAAGGAACAGUAGCAAUGGUGACCGAUCAGGAGGGUGUGCAGUGUGAUGGGUGCUGUUCUACCCUCUCACCCCUUUCUUACUUUAUUGAGCCCUACGUUUUAGAGGGUUAUUUAUUAAAGGUCGUGUUGUGUUCUCUUUAAAAUUCAAGUUUUUCGAGGUUCGUUUCACUAAAAAAACUCGACUUUUUCAAGACUUAUUAUGCCCCGAAGCUGCUAAAAGUCCGAAUCCGAAAAUACCCUAGCCAAAACCUGUCGAAUUCAUGUAAAUGUCAAUGUCAGAGGUCCCUUUAACCAUUUGAAGAUGUUUUUGCCUUCAUGAUUUUAGGGUAUUUCAAGGUGUACAACGUUUUUCAGUCUAUAAACUCAAGGUAUUCAAAUUUUUUUACAGAAAGAAUCAGAAUGUAAAAAAAUUUGAUUGAAUGCAAACUUUAGCGUUUGUUUAAAUUGUGAGUUUAUUUGAGGUUGAAAAAAACUCACAAACCUCACAAACUCUACCUUUAAUAAAUAACUUCUUAAAGGGCAUGUAAAGGCACAAAAAUAAAAUCCCAUUUUUAAUUUCUUUAAUGAAAAAGAAACCUAUCUCCAAUAUACUUUAAUUGAAAAAUGUGUACCGUUUUUAUAAGAAACCGGGCUGUAUAUAGUGAAAUUCUCCCUUUAUUUAAUUGUCAGACGGUUCCUAACUGCUCUGCAGGGAAACAAUCAUACUUAUGAACAGCAGGGGGAGCCCCCGCCUUACUUCCCAGCCAUGCAGAACUCAAGCAGCUUUGUUUGUUUCCCUGUAGAGCAGUCGGCGACUGUGUAGAGAUUUGUAUUGGAUUUUAUUUUUGCCUUUACAUCCCCUUUACUGUUUCCAGCUGCAGGGACAAAGAUCAUGGAGCCAGAUUUAAACAGAUAAACUGGGAUUCUGUUCGGAGGAUUAUUUUGCUGCAGCCACUGGUUCUGCAGAGUUGGAGAAAGUUUGUAUUAAACAAUACAAAAACUAUAAAAUCCACAUUAGAUUACAUGACAACACAGAACCCAGUGCAGUCUGUAUAUUCUUGCUGUAUCGGCUUCUGGCAGAUAUUAUUUGACUUGUGCUUUUUUGAUAAUUUAUUAUGAUCCAUAAGCAGUCCAGACACACUGAGCAUGUGCACAGUCUUGGUCUUGCAAAGAUGUAUAACAAAGUUACAAGAUGGUGACCCCCUGUGGCCAACUUUGAAAGCAUAAAUUAUUUGUUUGAUUAGACUUGUGGUGCAGUAAGUUCAUGUUUAUGUUUAGUGUACAAAAUACAGCAUUUCUAGCCUUAUUCUAUUUUAGACUUUACUUCCCCUUUAAAUGUAAUGACUGAACCAAAUUCUAAUUUGCAUAAUCAGAUUAGGUAGGCAAAGGGAAAAAGAGAAAAAAAAUACUGAACCAAAUAUUUUUCCAUGACUAGCAGCCCAAAGUUGCCAGUCGGAAGGUCAAAUUUACUGGUCUGUGCACCAAUUACUCAUAGAGCCUUGGUAGAGAUUCUACUUUUGCAAUUCAAAGUUAAGUAAGGCAGGACUUGUUCUUGGGAAGCAAUACCUACACACUGUGUUCCACAGAAAACUUUUUCCAAACCUGCAAUUCUGACAGUCUGUUGUGUUUUGGAUUCCCCAUGGAGGGAGAGAAGCCACAGAGAAAGGGGAUAUUUUUACAAAGGCAUUGACGCAUCUGUGAAUCAUAUUUGGGAAUUCAGCAGAAUAACAAAUAUUAUUUAUCUUGAUUUUUAGACAAAUUUGCCCCUCUGGUAAAUCACCUGUAUAUUCUUUGCUGCCCUGUGGAUUAUACAGGGGUCAAUUUUUAUUUUUUUAAAUGAUUCUGUAAAAUUGUUAUUUAUGAAUAAAUCAUAAUGUAUCAAAAUAAA
This is a messenger RNA of Xenopus laevis (African clawed frog), 5286 nucleotides long. RefSeq names its product solute carrier family 35 member F2 L homeolog (gene slc35f2.L). Gene Ontology annotation, molecular function: transmembrane transporter activity. Gene Ontology annotation, biological process: transmembrane transport. NCBI's taxonomy places the organism in Eukaryota, Metazoa, Chordata, Amphibia, Anura, Pipidae. Gene Ontology annotation, cellular component: membrane; endomembrane system. The record is from RefSeq and is marked provisional.